Messenger RNA from Hyla sarda, 1068 nucleotides. Its product is annotated as keratin, type I cytoskeletal 9-like. The record is from RefSeq and is a predicted model, not a curated record. NCBI's taxonomy places the organism in Eukaryota, Metazoa, Chordata, Amphibia, Anura, Hylidae. The transcript is spliced from 2 exons. Bases 1 to 1068 code for a protein of 355 amino acids.
AUGCCCCACUGGAGUAAUGGUGGUAGUGAUGGUGGUGGUAGUAGUCCUGGUAUAAGAGGAUAUGUACAGAACAGUAAUGGUGGUAGUGAUGAUGGUGGUAGUAGUCAUGGUAUUAGAGGACCUGUACAGAACAGUAAUGGUGGUAGUGAUGAUGGUGGUAGUAGUCCUGGAAGAGGACCUGUACAGAACAGUAAUGGUGGUAGUGAUGAUGGUGGUAGUAGUCAUGGUAUUAGAGGACCUGUACAGAACAGUAAUGGUGGUAGUGAUGAUGGUGGUAGUAGUCAUGGUAUUAGAGGACCUGUACAGAACAGUAAUGGUGGUAGUGAUGAUGGUGGUAGUAGUCCUGGUAUAAGAGAACAUGUACAGAACAGUUAUGGUGGUAGUGAUGAUGGUGGUAGUAGUCCUGGUAUAAGAGAACAUGUACAGAACAGUAAUGGUAGUGAUGAUGGUGGUAGUAGUCAUGGUAUUAGAGGACCUGUACAGAACAGUAAUGGUGGUAGUGAUGAUGGUGGUAGUAGUCCUGGUAUAAGAGAACAUGUACAGAACAGUUAUGGUGGUAGUGAUGAUGGUGGUAGUAGUCCUGGUAUAAGAGGACCUCUACAGAACAGAAAUGGCUGUAGUGAUGAUGGUGGUAGUAGUCCUGGUAUAAGAGGUUCUGUACAGAACAGUAAUGGUGGUAGUGAUGAUGGUGGUAGUAGUCCUGGUAUAAGAGGACCUGUACAGAACAGUAAUGGUAGUGAUGAUGGUGGUAGUAGUCCUGGUAUAAGAGGACCUCUACAGAACAGUAAUGGUGGUAGUGAUGAUGGUGGUAGUAGUCCUGGUAUAAGAGGACCUGUACAGAACAGUAAUGGUGGUAGUGAUGGUGGUGGUAGUAGUCCUGGUAUAAGAGAACAUGUACAGAACAGUAAUGGUGGUAGUGAUGAUGGUGGUAGUAGUCCUGGUAUAAGAGGACCUGUACAGAACAGUAAUGGUGGUAGUAAUGAUGGUGGUAGUAGUCCUGGUAUAAGAGGACCUGUACAGAACAGUAAUGGUGGUAGUGAUGAUGGUGGUAGUAGUCAUGGCUUGUGA